UGAUUUGUUAAUUUUAAGUUUAACUCGAAGCUAAUAAUUUAAAUGUGAAAAAAUUAGAAUAUUAUUAUGUCUCAACUACAAAAUAAUCAAUCAAUUAAAAUAGAACCAUUGGAUGAUAUAAAUUCGGAUAAGCAAAAUGAAAACAGUAGUCUUGUCAAUAGUCAAAUAUAUUCAGACGACGACGAAGGUUGUUUAGAAAGAUUUGAAAAGUCUGACAUAAAAGUAGAACAAGAAAUAGUAACAGAAAUAAUCCGUGUACCUGCCAAAAAACAAAAAACACGCAAAUGCAAAAUUUGUGACAAAUCCUUCCCCAAGGCCUGCGAUUUAAAAAAACACAUGGUCUCUCACAGUAAUGACAGACCUUACACUUGCAUAACUUGUAAUAACACUUUCAAACGCUCCAAAGCCCUAUCGGCUCACUUAAAAAUCCAUUCAGGCACCAAACCUUAUGUGUGCGAUAUAUGCAACCAAGCAUUUCCUCAUACAACAGCUUUAAGACACCAAAAAGUAUUCCACAAAGGAGCUCGUAAAUAUAAAUGUGAGAUAUGUAACAAAGCCUUCAUUCGGGUAGGUCAUUUACAACAGCAUUUAGCAACUCACACAGGUGAACGGAAGUUUAAAUGUGAUUUCUGUCCUAAAAAUUCACACAAUCAGGCAGUUUAUCAAAUCACAUAUAAACACUCAUACAGGAUUGAGAUUAUAUGA
Ctenocephalides felis (cat flea) is the source of this 705-nucleotide messenger RNA. RefSeq names its product zinc finger protein 233-like. NCBI's taxonomy places the organism in Eukaryota, Metazoa, Arthropoda, Insecta, Siphonaptera, Pulicidae. Gene Ontology annotation, biological process: regulation of transcription by RNA polymerase II. The transcript has a single exon. The record is from RefSeq and is a predicted model, not a curated record. Gene Ontology annotation, molecular function: DNA-binding transcription factor activity; RNA polymerase II cis-regulatory region sequence-specific DNA binding. The coding region runs from base 67 to 705 and encodes 212 amino acids.